GUAUGAAAGUAACAAACUAAAACAAUAAAUGUUUUUAAAAAUCUAAAAGAAGCAAAUUGGUUGCCUAAAGCUAAAGAGAGGGCUGUUUACAAUUAAGACACAGCGAGAUAAUUAAAGCAUGUAGGUUGAAGCAGAUUUUAAAUUAAAAUGUGUAAAACUGAAGAUAUCUCAAUUUAUUUUUGUGGGAAAUUAAUUUCAUUAUUGAAAAAAUAAAGUUAAAUAUUCUGAAAGUAGGCCAUAAAAGGUUCCAAACAAAACUAAAAAUUAUAAUAUUCCUUAUCGGGCUGAUCGAUUUGAUAUAUACAUUUUAAAAUAGCRCCAAGUAUGUUACAGUGCCAGGACACAAACAAUUAAUGGAAAUUUUCCUUUUUAAAUUGGUAAAUUUCUGAAUUAUGAGCCAAAAGGGUGGCAGUGAAGGCAACAUAAAUCUUCUUUGUCCUCAGGCUAACAUUUUAUUUUAUUGUUAGGCUUGUAUAUGUUAAAUAAACUUAAUCAAACUCGAAUAUUUUUAUUUUUUAAGUAAAAUUGUAAAAGCACAGCAAACUCGUCUACUUUCGCUGCAGUACCUGAACCAGCCACAGGGUGUCUCUGUAAGAACGACAAACACUCCUUUCAGUUCGUCAACAUCCGGCGACACGUCUUCAAAACACACCGCUAGUCCGCCCGCGACAUCUCCACUAAUUUAAGAGUUAGAGGGUCGGUAUUAAUCAGAGAUGUUGUUCAUGUGAGGCUUUUAUGAAACUCUGUGUUAUUUUUUUGUUUUGUUUUGUUUUAUUGAGACCUGCGGGUGGGUUUAGAUAGCGGCACAGUUUCAAAUGGGGGAGGUGAGGAAGCUGCAGAAGAAACUGAGACAGAUUGAAAAUCUGGAAAUAAAAAUCAGUCUCAGCCCAGAGGAGAAAUUCAAGAUCUCCAGGAAGGCGGAGCUGCGCUCCAGAUUGGCUGAGCUUCAGCUGCAGCUUUCUGGCCCGCAGCAAACUCUUGGGAUUGUGGGAGACGGAAAUAAGGAGAAGAUGAAAAGACAAGUGGAGGAUGCCCUCGAGGCUCUUCCAUCACAAACGCCUCCAGCCUCCAAGAUCCUUAAGGGGGAAAUGGAGUCCAGGGCUCAAGCAGCGCCGGCUGCCAGGCAGAGGGUGGCAAGACGGGACGCAGCAGAACCGGACAGGCUGCAGGACGGGCCAGAGCCGGCCAAGGUGUCACAUCAGAGUGGAGAUGAGUCAGGAGGCUGUCCAGACCGCGACACAGAGCAGCUACUGCGACAGGAAGAAGCUGAGUUUACAUCCCUCAAAGCAUCUUGGGAGAAGGCGAGGUUUCGCUUGAGGCUGCUGGAGGGCCACAACGACAUCAUCACCAGUGUGGUUGCUGUUGACAACCUGGUUGUUUCUGGAAGUCGCGAUACAACGGUGAAGGUGUGGCAUGUUCCCACGGCAACGGAGCAGAAGAACCUGGGGGGUCACACCGGCGGAGUGACCUGUCUGUCUGCGCCUCCCCUCGAGCACUGCAGGAAGCUGGCCCGGUCCCUGUUCUUAUCCGAUAAAGAGCGGUUCAUUUUGAGCGGCUCCGCCGACUGCCAUGUGAAAAUCUGGGCCCUAAGCGUUGGGCAGUGUGUCAAGUCCAUCUACACGUUCAACGCUGUGACUGCGCUCUGCUUUGUGCCGGAGGGGGACGGCUACAUCAUCACAGGAUCAGAUGGAGGGAAGCUUCAAGCCUGGAACUGGCUCACUUUCCAAAACUGCCAGUCAGUCAACGCUCAUCAGGAAGCGGUCACCUCCAUCCAGACUCAGGGUCCGCUGGUGUUCAGCGGCUCGGCCGAGGGAGGGGUGUCUGUGUGGGAGAACCGGUGUUCGGAUCGAGACCCGCUGAGGCUGCUGCACCACUGGAGCAGCCAGGUGACGGGCCUGGGCGGGGGGCGCCUGACGCUCAGCCCGCGGGGGGACAGAGUGUUCCUGGCCUACGGUCGAGCCUGGCUCCAGAUCCUUCAGUGGAGGACGGGGGUAAUAUCCAGGGUGACCAAUCACAGCAGCGUCGCCGGGGUAACAGAUUGUGUUCACCAGACGGGAGGCCUCCUAAUCGGCUCCAGCUACGACCUGGCGAACGGAGAGAGCACACUUAAUUUGUUCUCUCUGCCUCGGUGUCGRUAUCUGGCCUCUCUGACCUGGCCGAACGCUCCCAGAAUCCUCUGCUUCGCAGCGUGGACCACCGGGAGCGGAGACCACCGCUGGGUCACUGGAGGUCGAGACCUCAUCGUCUGGGAGCAGCUCCCCAGUUCUGGGAAGCAGAGAGGCGACGUCACCGUGAGGAGAGACAGCCGUAUAGACUCGUGUCUCCUGGAGUCAGAGGGGGACACUGAGGAUGACGAGGAGACAGACGACGAUGAGGAUAAUCUAGACGAAGGAGACGACCUGGGCGCGGAGGACGGGGGGUCCGGCUCGUGGUUGCGGUGCGUUCUUCAGUGAGCGGCGGUCUCUCCUGCUCCGCGGCCUGCAGCCAUGAGGAGGAGGGUGAAGUGACUGAGUGUUAGUCUGGGAGGUGUGGAGGAGCGUAUGGACAGAGACUGUUGGUGCCGGUGUUUGUGAGAGGCAGUACGUUUUCUUUGUAAAUAUUUUCACAUUCAAUAAAGCAGUCAAACUGUGACUUCA
This is a messenger RNA of Austrofundulus limnaeus, 2636 nucleotides long. RefSeq names its product lissencephaly-1 homolog. The transcript is spliced from 13 exons. NCBI's taxonomy places the organism in Eukaryota, Metazoa, Chordata, Actinopteri, Cyprinodontiformes, Rivulidae. The record is from RefSeq and is a predicted model, not a curated record. The coding region runs from base 816 to 2453 and encodes 545 amino acids. Gene Ontology annotation, molecular function: protein binding.